This is a messenger RNA of Callorhinchus milii (elephant shark), 4756 nucleotides long. RefSeq names its product TSC complex subunit 1b (gene tsc1b). The record is from RefSeq and is a predicted model, not a curated record. Gene Ontology annotation, cellular component: TSC1-TSC2 complex. The coding region runs from base 246 to 3788 and encodes 1180 amino acids. The transcript is spliced from 23 exons. Lineage: Eukaryota; Metazoa; Chordata; Chondrichthyes; Chimaeriformes; Callorhinchidae. Gene Ontology annotation, biological process: negative regulation of cell population proliferation; regulation of cell cycle; negative regulation of TOR signaling.
GGGGAGGGGUGAUAAUUCGGUGCGAGAGGGAAGGGAACGAGGAAAUAGUCCGGGGUUUAUUUUGUUGUGUUUUUCAGGCUCUGGCGGAGGCGGCCCGUGGGGAGUGCUGCGGCCAAGAUGGCGGCGCCCUGUGGAAUGUAGGAGCUGCGGGAGCUCCCCCGGUCGGUAGCUGCGAUCGGAUCAGCGGGGGAUCGGAAGCUUCUCUUCAGGUGUGAGAAGGCAGGGAGGAGAGAAGCGAGUGCAGAAUGACGCAGGUGGUGAACGUCAGCGACCUGGUCCCUCUGCUCGAGUCCACUGACCUGCAGGUGAACGAGGAGGUGAAGGGGCUACUGGUGGAGAGUCUCCGCUCAGACCGUGGCCCUUUGGUGCUGAACUCUUUGGUGGAUUAUUACCUGGAGAGCAAUUCUCAACUGACGGCACACAUCAUUUCAGCUGUACAGGAGCCACACGAUAAGCAUCUGUUGGACCGACUAAACGAGUGGAUGAUGAAGGCAGCGACCAGGCUGUCCGCCCUGACAUUGCUGGGUCAUGUCAUCAGGCGGGAGCCCACGUGGAUACACAAGCUUUUCCGAGCACCGGUGCUGGUCUCGCUGCUCAAAUGUUUGAAGACUGACACGGACGUUGUUGUUCUCACCACAGGCGUCCUGGUGCUAAUCAUCCUCCUGCCAAUGAUUCCGCAGGUUGGCAAGCAGUACCUCCUCGAGCUCUUUGAGAUCUUCGGGCGUUUGGCCGCCUGGAACCUGCACAUCCCGGGCCACGUGCCAGAAGUUUACCUGAUCCACCUCCACGCCAGUGUCUAUGCGUUGUUCCAUCGUUUGUAUGGGAUGUACCCAUGUAACUUUGUCUCCUACCUCCGCUCACACUACAGUAUGAAGGAAAACGUGGAGACCUUUGAGGAGGUGGUAAAGCCAAUGCUGGAGCAUGUUCGUAUCCACCCGGAGCUCGUGACAGGGACAAAGGACCAUGAGCUGGAUCCUGUGAAGUGGAAGCGUUUUGAAACUCACGACAUUGUGAUCGAAUGUGCCAAAGUUUCCCUGGAUCCAAAGGAGGCUUCCUGCGAGGAGGGUUACACUGUCAUGCCCAAGCACUUCUCCACACACCGGCAGACAGACACCAGCUCCAGCCCUUUCUCCGACUCCCAGAGCAGCUUCGGGAGUGCCUCCUCUGCACCUUAUACCUGCCGGCGAUCUCUCCAUAGCCUCUCGGGCUCCCAGUCACGGUACAAGACGCCCCCCACCUCCCAGCACCUGCCCGCAGAUGGACUCCAGGACAGUCUGUGGAGUCCGUCUUCAGCCUGCGGCAUGUCCACACCUCCUUCCUCUCGAGGACUUUCACCAAUUAACCCAUUCGAGGUGUCGCAGAAUACCUCAGGCCCACAGGGCCAGGUCCACAGUACCCCUGGUGGGAAGGGGACCUCCACUGAUGUAUCCGCUGUCUCCACGCCCCUGUCGGCCCUCGCAGAGGAGUUUGCUCACGAUUCCCUCCUGCCGGUUCCAGCAUCACCGAGGAAGGAUGGUAAACUACCCACAGGGAAGCUGCUGAACAGCAGGCAGCAGUACGUGACUGCUGACGAGGUCCCGAGCGGUCUGGAGCCCAGGGAUCGCAAAACAGUGUCUAUGAGGGAGUUGUCCGAGGUUAUAGAUGGCUUAAAUCCUCAAGAGGAUGGAAGUGAAAAGGAGAGUGAAGAAGCUGCGAUUACUAAGGAACUCUCUGAGAUUACGCCCCUGGAUCAUCACUUGCUGGUCACACAUGGAGGUUUUGACUCCCCUUUCCAGCGCACCACUGAGACUCUCACAGGCCCUCAGCUGAAACACGAGCAGGAUUUGUACUCUGUGUCCAUCGACCAAGGACCAUGCUCUGAGCAGCGGCAAGUGUGCGCUACAGCCAGCAAGCCCGCGGAGGCUCCCAGGCAAGAGCCGUGCUCUGCCAGACGGGGAUUUAUGCCCAUCGAGAAACCAGGUGCAAACUGUUAUGGAAGCCCGGUUAAACGGGAGGAGGUGGUCAAAGAAGGACCGAGAUCGCUGGUGCCCUUUACACCCGACCCUCUGUUCAGGGUCCAGGCGCAUCCUGCUCUGGGCAGUGGGCAGCCGCUGCCGUACGAGCAUCUGUUUGAGCUGGCCUUGCCCAGGACGGCCAGUCUCUACAUCAGCCACAAGACGUCCGAGCUGCAAAAGAAAGCCACCAGGCUUUCGGGGAGCUCGUCGCCUGCUCCGGUCUCUGCCAUCUCACCGCUGGAGGUGCUGGACAAACUGAUUCAGUGUGGAGCCGACGCGCACGUCAAGGAGCUGAACCGAGUCCAUCCCCAGCAGGGUCAACUCCAGGGCCAAAGAAAACCAGUCAGAUUGCCUUUGCCCAGCAAAUCUGCAGAUUGGACUCACUUUGGAGGCUGUGCCCCGCUGGACGAGCUGCACACGCUCAGGAACCAGCUAGUCCUGCUGCACACACAGCUGCUGUACGAGCGCUACAAGCGGGAGCAGCACGCCGUCCGCAACCGCAGGCUCCUGCGCAAGAUUCUGAAGGCCACGGCGCUGGAGGAGCAGAACCUGGCCAUGAAAGACCAGCUGAAGCUGCAGGAGACGGACCUGGCCUUGUUCAAGCGCAGCCUGUCGGUGGAGCAGAUGCAGUACCGGCAGCUGAAGGCAGAGAAGGAAUCCGUGGUUCAGUAUUUCAACACCCAGAUUGCACAUCUUCAGAGAGAGCGGGACUCAUACCGGGCCAGCUGCCAGGAGCUGCAGAAUAAACUACAGGACUGUCAGAAGAUGAUUGGGGAGCUGAAGGUGGAGUUACAGAAAGCCAACAACAAAGCCUGCAACACGGAGUAUCUCCUCAACCAGAUGACGGAGAAAUUCACCAGUACGCAGUCUGUGCAGCAACAGAUGGAGUGGCUGAACAAGCAGCUGCUGCUCCUGAGUGAAGUGAAUGAGCUGUACGUGGCCAAACUGCUGCAGGCACAGACCCACUGCAAGGCUGUGGAGACGGAGAUGCUGCAGGUUUCGUCUCAGAGGGAAGUUGAGCGGGUAAAGCAGGGGCUGCAGCAGCAGGGCCAGCGGCUGGAAGCAGCGCUGCGCAGAAUACUCGAGCUGGAGGGGCAGCUGGCCAAGAAAGAGCACCUCUUCCUCGAGCAGAAAAAGUACCUGGAGAACGUCAAAAACAUGGCCAGUGGGAAGUUGCAGGCUGCAGAGAGUCGCUACGAAGCCCAGAAAAGGAUAACGCAAACCCUGCAGUCCGAGAUCCUGGAACUCUACAGCAAGAUCGAGCACUCUGAGCCUCCAGAGAAGCUGUCCCCGGCCAGCCCCGAGGCCAGCAGGGCUGAGAACAUCAGUGCCAAUUCAGAUCACCAGAGCCCAGGUACAGAGAGCGCGAGCAGCAGAGAAGCGCAGACCCCCACCCUGGCCACCAGCACGAGUGACCAGUGUCCAGUCGGGAAGCCAGCAUCUCAGGCCCCCGGAGUUCUGGAACUGCUCAGCGGAAGUGCGGAAUCUGGGAUCCCCAUCCUGCUGGAGCAGCCCCCCGCCCCAGUGACUGUCGGCUCCUAUCCCAGCUCCAGGAGCUUUCUUGGGAUGGAAGCCCGCAAGUUGUUCAGGAACAAGAGCGAGAGCCAGUGUGACAGCGAACGGCCCAAGAUACACAGCCUCUCGGACUCCCUCAAAACCGAGUACUGCGUGGAGCUGGGCAGCUCCCUGGGGCCCCCAAAGCUCCAGCACAUGGCAGCUCGGGCCAUCAGCUCGGAGAAUGUGCGGCAGCUCAGCAUCAUGGACUACAACGAGACCCAUCAGGAGCAGAAUUGAGCGGAAGAGACGGAAAAAGAAUCAGUCAGUAUUACGCUGAGCGGUUACAGCUGCUUUGCUUUGUAAGCAUGUCACAACAGUUCAUUUCUGUUUUAGAAAAAAAAAGGUACAAUCCAGUUAAGGACCAUGUGCUUCUUCAGUGGAAUGUUUAUAUAUUAAAAAAAAACUCUUUCCCCUUCUCCCCCCCCCCCCCCUCGUGCCCUCCAAAAGCUGACAAAUACCUGUGUAACUGUGAACAAAGAAUUCCUCUUAAAUGUUUUUGCACUACAACGUUGUACGUAAAAUGUGUCUUUGUGUAACAGCCCCCCCCAGGCCUUCGGGCUAGACCAUUAUCCCCCUCCUCUACUGCUCCCUGCCCCCCCCCCCUCCCCCCCGAAGUGUGCUUGGUGACUGACCCUGUCAGAAUGACCCUGUGGUGUUCUGUGUGGGCAGCACCCAGUGUUUUCAAAAGGCUGGACUGACUUUUGUUUUUCUCUUAUCAAUCCCACAGUGACUUUGAGAUUUUAUUAUUAUGAAGUAAGAGAAAUGCUCUCCUCACCUGUUUUUCACCACCGCCCCCCCCUCACACCACCACCACUGAUUUACCACUCUUUGUUGUUCCCUCCUCCACACCAGUGACUUACGCAAUCUCCCCUCCAGUUAUUUACUCUCCUCUCUCCCACCCCACUGAUUUACUCUUCCCCUUCUCCCUGUCCCCGCACCUGUAAUUUACCCCUUGUUCCCCCCCACAUGCCUGUAUUACCCCUCGUCCACACCCCCCACACACCACUGAUUUACCCACUCGCACACUACGCGUACGGCUAUCAUUUAUCCCCAAGUGCCCUUGCUCAAUGGUUGUGUGUUGGUGUUGGAGGUGGGGGUGGGAGGUGAGAGGGUGAUUGGCUUUGGUAACUCACGUAGUGUGGGUGGUCUGGUCUUGGGCUUUGAGUUGGGUUGAGGCGCAGUGAUUAAUAAAGGGCUACCAUCUA